AUGUCUGCUGUUCCCCCGUCGUGGAAGGACCUUGGCAAGUCGGCCUCGGACCUCCUCAACAAGGACUACCCGCUCGCCGGCAACGCCCUCGAGGUCAAGACCCGCGCGCCCAACAACGUCGCCUUCAAGGUUGCCGGUGUCCGCGACGCCAAGUCGGCCGCCAUCGCCGGCGACAUCGAGGCCAAGUACGUCGACGCCAAGAACGGCGUCACCCUCACCCAGGCGUGGACCACCUCGAACGUCCUCAAGACCCAGGUCGAGCUCGAGAACCAGAUCGCCAAGGGCCUCAAGCUUGACGUUCAGGGCCACCUCCUGCCCGCCACCCAGGGCAAGUCGGCCUACGUGACCGCCAUCUACAAGCAGCCGUCGCUCCACACCCGUGCCCUCCUCGACGUCUUCAAGGGCCCGACCUUCACCGCCGACGCCGUCAUCGGCCGCGACGGCUUCCUCCUCGGUGCCGAGUCGACCUACUCGGUCCCGACGGGCGCCAUCACGCGCUACGCGCUCGGCCUCGGCUACGCCGCGCCGUCGUACACCGUCACGCUCCACGGCCUCGCCAACCUGUCCGUCUUCUCGGCGUCGUACUACCACAAGGUGUCCAAGGACGUCGAGGCCGGCGCCAAGGCCAUCUACGACACCAAGGUCCAGGGCUCCCAGGUCGGCCUCGAGGUCGGCACCAAGGCUUACCUCGACAACACCGCCUUCGUCAAGGUCAAGGCCAACAACGCAGGUGUCCUCGCGCUCGGCUACACCCAGGCGCUCCGUCCCGGCGUCAAGGUCUCGUUCGGCGCCGCCCUCGACAUCAGCGGCCAGACCAUCACGGCCCCCAAGGUCGGCUCGUCGCUCACCUUCGAGGCGUAA
Molecule: messenger RNA, 861 nt
Organism: Rhodotorula graminis WP1
Lineage: Eukaryota; Fungi; Basidiomycota; Microbotryomycetes; Sporidiobolales; Sporidiobolaceae
Exons: 9
Coding region: 1-861 (286 amino acids)
Biological process (GO): monoatomic anion transmembrane transport
Cellular component (GO): mitochondrial outer membrane
Molecular function (GO): voltage-gated monoatomic anion channel activity
Source: RefSeq, a predicted model, not a curated record